AACGAGAGAUUCAAAACGCAUCGAAAUUUCACGCGAAUCGCACCGACAAGGUGUAGGUAAUGCAUUUUACGCGAAUUAGUACAUUUUAUGAACGCUCCGAUGAUAAAAAGAAGAGAUUUUCACGACGCCGAGAUCCCUCCCCCUUUUCUCACUAAGUAAUUAUCAGGUAUUACUUUUGCUUACCUUCUGAUGUAUAAUCUCUACGCGAGAUUUAAACGGUACGUUAUCAGCGUCUCGGUAUUUUCGCGGAUUAAUUGCGCUGAAAAACUGUGAAAAUGGAAAGUUUUAAUCGAGCCGUUAACAUAUUCUGGUUUUUUUUGAUGAUGAUGCAACAAUGCAGCCCGUGCCGUCCGUCAUCGGGCUGUCAACAUUUUCCAAACACGAACACAUACUCGUGCUCCGGGCGAAUUUGGAAGGAGAACCAUUUCGACAACCUCACCAGUGACGACAUGAUGAAAAUGAGAACCCUGGAGAUGUGCAACGUGAACAAGGAAACGUUAAAUCUCCACAAGAUCAAUACCAAAUUCCCAUAUUUGAGGAACAUUACAAUUUGGCAAGGAAAUAUUUCGUCGAUAACCAACUCGGUUUUGCCCCAAAAUCAGAUCAAGGUGCUACAACUACGAGAUUUAAAAAUCGAGUUGAUACCUACAAAAUUCCUAGUUUGGUUAACAAAGUUGGAGGUACUCGAUUUGAGUGGAAAUAGUUUACAGAGGUUGGAUGAGAAAGUCGUUCGGGAUAUUAAUCGAAUUUCAUUUACAAAUUUAUCAAAUAACCACUGGAAUUGCUCAUUAAACAUGGACUGGGUAGAACAGCUAAAAACCACGUCGAUUUAUGGCGUGGACAAUAUGACCUGCUACCAGCCACCAUACCAAGGCAAACCGAUCAUUCCUAUCGCCGAAUUCAAGAAGAAUGUUCGCACUAUGUGUCCCGAACGAUGUAGCUGCACAAUGUCCGAUGUCGUUCGUGAUCCUCAUAAUUUUGAGCUGGAACCUAUCAUCGAAGUAAAUUGUUCGAAUAAAAAUUUCCUCGAAUUUCCCCCGACACUACCAAACAAAACCAAGACACUCGCGCUGGAUAAAAACCAAAUACGUAGCUUAAUGCCACUGGUAACCAACCCCCUUUAUAAGGACGUGCAAGAUUUAGACCUAGACAACAACUUCAUUGACAGCAUCGAAGAUCUCGAGGGUUCCUACUGGUUUUCACAUUUUCGCGUGUUAUCCUUGAGGAAUAACCAGCUAGUGCAGGUACCCACGUAUGCACUGGACAACGCGCUGCAACAGAAUCCUAACAUGCCCGAAGCGGUACGACUGUUCCUGGGCGAAAAUCCAUGGAAAUGCGACUGCUCAUUCAUUCCAUCAUUUCAAGACCUGCUCAGAAAGUACCAAUCUCAAGUGGAGGACAUUGCGGAUGUCAAAUGUUCUCCACCGGAGAGCGAUAAAAAGUCGCCAGCGAUGAUUAUAACCCUAUCGAGAAGUGCGGUCUGUCGCUUACCCAACGAUUAUGCGGUUAACGCCCUCGAUAUGGUCAAUGGGAUUCUGGCGAGCCUCAUUAUAUUAAUUUUAGGCAAGCUGGCCUACGAUUAUUACCAUUUUAAGCGAACCGGUAGACUUCCAUGGAUUGUUACCAAAAUUCCUUAACGAAAUGUUUAUAAAUUAAGACUGUAUUAGUAUAAGAUACUUUUAUUGCAAUUUUCCAGCUAUCAUGACACAACUUUCUGGGGGGAUGACUGACUUAAUGAUUUGCAACAAAGCAAUUAAUUGUGCAAUAAAGGAAAAACAUUAAUCUAUUUAGGGAGCACCAACCUACUGAAAAGGAACCAAAAAUCUGAAACAACUUUAUCCCUUCAUUUUAGGAAGCAGAACAGUCGCGGUUGGGGCAUUUAAAUCCCUCCAGUUCCAUCUGAAUUUGAGAAAGGGUUUUUCCUUUCGUUUCCG
This is a messenger RNA of Photinus pyralis (common eastern firefly), 1934 nucleotides long. It is a transcript of the gene swi2, whose product is annotated as protein singed wings 2. The coding region runs from base 276 to 1637 and encodes 453 amino acids. The transcript is spliced from 7 exons. Gene Ontology annotation, molecular function: protein binding. Gene Ontology annotation, cellular component: extracellular matrix. NCBI's taxonomy places the organism in Eukaryota, Metazoa, Arthropoda, Insecta, Coleoptera, Lampyridae. The record is from RefSeq and is a predicted model, not a curated record.